CAACGCGAGAAUCACAGCCACCGUUUUGUCUCAAUUACGUAAAUGCCUUAAGUGGCAGAAGGCGGUAGAUCAACUGAGCUUUCGACGCCGGCAGUAGCAGAGACUAAAAGAGGUCACUGCAAAAUGUCGCUGGUCGAUUACGCUUCUUCUUCAGACGACGACGUUGAGGAACCCACCGAACAAGAACGUAAAGAAGAUCAGAAACCCCAUCUUUCUCAAAACGAUGCACCGGCGGCGCCACCUCCUCAACGCAACCCGAAUAAAUCUGGAUCUACAUCUGAUCAGCAGCCAGAAAAAUUAUCACAUUCAUCUUCACCUUUGGUGGAGAAACUGCCAGAUGCUUCACUUCUCCUGAAUUCACCUGCGGCCUCAACUAAUCUGAUGAAUGCUAGCGACCACUCCUCUCGAGUUGCUGCUGCUCUAGCUGAAAAUGCUUCACGUAAGCGAGACUCUAAUGGAAUGGCCUCCUCUGCUGUUCGCAGCAAAGUUCCCCGAGGAAACAUGGUUCAUACUAGGAAUGUUCCAGAUACUUCAAGUGGUGUGCUGGUUCCACCUCAGAUUAGUGGAAGGAAAAAUGUCGUUACAGAAGACUUGAGCAAGCUAUUUGUCAAAAAACACAGUUGACACUAAUCAUGAUAUAAAGCUCAGUGGUUGGAAUUUAUGGGGAGAAACUAGUACCUGAAGAAGUGGUGGACUUUACUAACUUGGAGGUGUUUGCUUCUCUGAAGAAUGUGUAUUAUUAUGAGUAUAAGAGUAUUAUUAUGAAUAGCCUUUGAAGUUUGUUUAUUUCCUUAGGUUUGAACUGUACCAAACAAAUCACAAAUGUGUUAAGAUUUUUGCAUAUUUGAUAUAGGAUAUAAUGAUAUAAUGAUAUAUGAUGCUUUGUUA
This is a messenger RNA of Arachis stenosperma, 888 nucleotides long. RefSeq lists its product as uncharacterized. The transcript is spliced from 3 exons. Bases 124 to 624 code for a protein of 166 amino acids. Lineage: Eukaryota; Viridiplantae; Streptophyta; Magnoliopsida; Fabales; Fabaceae. The record is from RefSeq and is a predicted model, not a curated record.